GCUUUCCCCCGUGAGGAUUUGAGGAUCAGGGUGUGGAGCUGUGCCAUGCCCUGACCCCGUCCUGCUGCUCUCCCCCCAGAGCCUGCCCUGCCCAGAGGUGCAACAUCUGCAAAGAAGCAGCUGCAGGAUGAAAAGAUGGCAGCGCGGCUGCUGGCACCACCGGGCCCCGAGAGUUUUAAACCCUUCACUCCGGAGUCGCUGGCCAACAUCGAGAAGCACAUCGCGGAGAUGAAGAAGAAGCAGCGCUCCAAGCAGGACAGCAGCCACCGCGAUGACGACGAGGACAGCAAACCAAAACCAAACAGUGACCUUGAGGCGGGCAAGAACUUGCCUUUCAUCUACGGGGACAUCCCUAAAGGGCUGGUUGCUGUGCCACUGGAGGACUUUGACCCUUAUUACAUGACCCAGAAAACCUUUGUAGUACUAAACAGAGGGAAAACACUCUUCCGAUUUAGUGCCACACCUGCCUUGUACAUUUUAAGUCCUUUUAAUCUCUUUAGAAGAAUAGCUAUUAAAAUUUUGAUACAUUCAUAUCCUUUUUAUUACCGAGUUACCUUUGUGGAAUCCCUGGAAAUCUCUUUACCUUUGUCUUUUGUUCAGUUCACAAAUCAAAAUGCCAGUCCUGCAUGUGGGUUGGUGUCAGAAAAGACACAAAAUCCAGGUUUUUAUUGGAUGAAAAACACAACAAUUUCCUACAAAGAAACAAUUGAUACAAAGGGAGGUGACGCCAACAGCGCCAUUAACUCUGGUUUAAUUCUGCAGGUAUAUAACAGAGUUUGUAAACCUAGGCAAUGUUUCAGCUCUGCGCACUUUCAGGGUUCUGAGAGCUUUGAAAACUAUUUCUGUAAUUCCAGAUAUGUCACAGAGUUUGUGGACCUUGGGAAUGUCUCAGCAUUGAGAACUUUCAGAGUUCUCCGAGCUUUGAAAACUAUCUCUGUAAUUCCAGGCUUGAAGACCAUCGUGGGUGCCCUGAUCCAGUCUGUGAAGAAGCUGUCGGACGUGAUGAUCCUGACAGUUUUCUGUCUCAGUGUCUUCGCCCUCAUCGGGCUCCAGCUCUUCAUGGGCAAUUUAAGGAACAAAUGUGUGAUUUGGCCAAUUAAUGUCAACGAGACCUUUCUGGAUAACGGCUCCAGGGGCUUUGACUGGGAGGAAUACACCAACAAUAUGUCAAAUUUUUACAUCAUUCCUGGCGCCCCUGACCCUUUGCUCUGUGGUAACAGCUCAGAUGCAGGGCAAUGCCCCGAGGGCUACACGUGCAUGAAGGCGGGACGGAACCCCAACUACGGCUACACCAGCUUCGACACCUUCAGCUGGGCUUUCCUGGCUUUAUUUCGCCUUAUGACUCAGGACUUCUGGGAAAACUUGUAUCAAUUAACUUUACGAGCGGCAGGAAAAACCUACAUGAUCUUCUUUGUGCUGGUGAUCUUCGUGGGGUCCUUCUACCUGGUGAAUCUGAUCCUGGCCGUGGUGGCCAUGGCCUACGAGGAGCAGAACCAGGCCACCCUGGAGGAGGCAGAGCAGAAGGAGGCAGAAUUCAAGGCCAUGCUGGAGCAGUUGAAAAAGCAACAGGAAGAAGCACAGUCUCCCCAGUCUCUCCUCAGCAUCCCGGGCUCCCCUUUCCUCUCCCGCCACAACAGCAAGAGCAGCAUCUUCAGCUACAAGGGCCGCUUCCGCGACCCGGUGUCGGAGAACGAGUUUGCGGACGACGAGCACAGCACGGUGGAGGAGAGCGAGGGCAGGAGGGACUCGCUCUUCAUCCCCAUCCGCGGCCGCGACCGGCGCAGCAGCUACAGCGGCUACAGCGGCUACAGCCAGGGCAGCCGCUCCUCGCGCAUCUUCCCCACGCUGCGCCGCAGCGUCAAGAGGAACAGCACCGUGGACUGCAACGGCGUCGUCUCGCUCAUCGGCAGGCCGCCCUCCAGCAUGCCCGGGGGUCGCAUCCUGCCCGAGGGCACCACCGAAAUCGAAAUCAGGAAGAAGCCUGGCGGGUCUCUCCUGGUCUCCAUGGACCAGGUGAACGCGUCCUACGGAAGGAAGGAUCGGACCAACAGCGUCAUGACCGGGCUGACCAACACCCUCGUUGAGGAGCUGGAGGAGUCCCAGAGGAAGUGUCCCCCUUGCUGGUACAAAUUCGCCAACACCUUCCUGAUCUGGGAGUGCCACCCCUACUGGAUGAAGCUGAAGGAGAUUGUGAAUUUAAUUGUGAUGGAUCCGUUCGUUGACCUGGCCAUCACCAUCUGCAUCGUGCUGAACACGUUGUUCAUGGCCAUGGAGCACCACCCCAUGACCCCCGAGUUCGAGCACGUGCUCUCCGUGGGAAACCUGGUUUUCACUGGGAUUUUCACAGCAGAAAUGUUCCUCAAGCUCAUUGCGAUGGAUCCAUACUAUUAUUUUCAAGAAGGCUGGAACAUCUUUGAUGGGUUUAUUGUCUCCCUCAGUUUGAUGGAGCUGAGUCUGGCGGAUGUGGAAGGGCUCUCCGUGCUGCGAUCUUUCCGAUUGCUGAGAGUCUUCAAACUGGCCAAAUCCUGGCCCACUCUGAACAUGCUGAUAAAAAUCAUUGGUAACUCAGUGGGUGCCUUGGGGAAUUUGACCUUGGUGCUGGCCAUCAUCGUCUUCAUCUUCGCCGUGGUGGGGAUGCAGCUCUUUGGCAAAAGCUACAAGGAGUGUGUCUGCAAGAUCAAUCCGGAGUGUGAGCUACCCCGCUGGCACAUGCACGAUUUCUUCCACUCCUUCCUUAUUGUCUUCCGUGUGUUGUGUGGGGAGUGGAUUGAGACCAUGUGGGAUUGUAUGGAAGUGGCAGGCCAGGCCAUGUGCUUGAUUGUCUUCAUGAUGGUCAUGGUCAUCGGAAAUUUAGUGGUGCUGAACCUGUUCUUGGCCUUGCUGCUGAGCUCCUUCAGCGCCGACAACCUGGCGGCCACGGACGACGACGGGGAGAUGAACAACCUGCAGAUCUCGGUGAUCCGCAUCAAGAAGGGCAUCGCCUGGACCAAGGCCAAGGUGCGCGAGUUCAUGCAGGCUCACUUCAAGCAGCGGGAGGCGGACGAGGUGAAACCCCUGGACGAGCUGUACGACAAGAAGGUGAACUGCAUCGCCAACCACACCGGCGCCGACAUCAACCGCGACAUCGACUUCCAGAAGAACGGCAACGGCACCACCAGCGGCAUCGGGAGCAGCGUGGAGAAAUACAUCAUCGACGAGGACCACAUGUCCUUCAUCAACAACCCCAACCUGACCGUGCGCGUGCCCAUCGCCGUGGGCGAGUCCGACUUCGAGAACCUCAACACGGAGGAUUUCAGCAGCGACACGGAUCCCGACGGCAGCAAGGAGGUGAGCUGGACGUCCCGCGGGGCCUUCGGCGCGCUGCGAGACACGGGACAGGUCUUGGUCUCUUUAGUCAGCCUUAUAGCUAAUGCCCUGGGCUACUCGGAACUAGGUGCCAUAAAAUCCCUUAGGACACUAAGAGCCUUGAGGCCUUUAAGAGCGUUAUCCCGAUUUGAGGGGAUGAGGGUGGUUGUCAACGCCUUGGUUGGCGCUAUCCCUUCCAUUAUGAAUGUCUUGUUGGUCUGCCUUAUCUUCUGGCUGAUUUUCAGCAUUAUGGGGGUUAACCUGUUUGCCGGGAAAUAUCAUUACUGCUUUAAUGAAACAGCUGAGCAUCGCUUUGAGAUAGAUGUUGUUAACAACAAGACAGACUGCGAAGCUCUGAUGCCUCCCAACUCCACCGAGAUCCGCUGGAAGAAUGUGAAAAUUAACUUUGACAAUGUUGGGGCAGGAUAUCUGGCUCUGCUGCAGGUGGCUACAUUCAAGGGCUGGAUGGACAUCAUGUACGCAGCUGUUGAUUCCAGAAAGCAAGAAGAACAGCCCAAGUACGAGGACAACAUUUACAUGUACAUUUACUUCGUCAUCUUCAUCAUCUUCGGUUCCUUUUUCACCCUCAAUUUGUUCAUCGGCGUCAUCAUCGACAACUUCAAUCAACAGAAGAAAAAGUUUGGAGGUCAAGACAUUUUCAUGACAGAAGAACAAAAGAAAUACUACAAUGCCAUGAAAAAACUGGGCUCCAAAAAGCCUCAAAAACCCAUUCCCCGACCUCUGAACCGCGUCCAGGGCGCCGUCUUCGACUUCGUCACGCAGCAAGCCUUCGACAUCGUCAUCAUGAUGCUCAUCUGCCUCAACAUGGUGACCAUGAUGGUGGAGACGGACACGCAGAGCAAGCAGAUGGAGGACAUCCUCUACUGGAUCAACUUCGUCUUCGUCAUCUUCUUCACCUGCGAGUGCGUGCUGAAGAUGUUCGCCCUGCGCCACUACUACUUCACCAUCGGCUGGAACAUCUUCGACUUCGUGGUGGUCAUUCUGUCCAUCGUGGGGAUGUUCCUGGCCGAGAUCAUCGAGAAGUACUUCGUGUCCCCCACCCUGUUCCGAGUCAUCCGCCUGGCUCGCAUCGGCCGCAUCCUGCGCCUGAUCAAGGGAGCCAAGGGGAUCCGCACGCUGCUUUUUGCCUUAAUGAUGUCCCUGCCCGCCCUGUUCAACAUCGGCCUCCUGCUCUUCCUGGUCAUGUUCAUCUUCUCCAUCUUCGGCAUGUCCAACUUCGCCUACGUCAAGCACGAGGCCGGCAUCGACGACAUGUUCAACUUCGAGACCUUCGGCAACAGCAUGAUCUGCUUGUUCCAGAUCACCACGUCGGCGGGCUGGGACGGGCUCCUGCUGCCCAUCCUCAACCGCCCGCCCGACUGCGACCUGGACAAGGAGCACCCGGGCAGCGGCUUCAAGGGGGACUGCGGGAACCCCUCGGUGGGGAUCUUCUUCUUCGUCAGCUACAUCAUCAUCUCCUUCCUCAUCGUGGUCAACAUGUACAUCGCCAUCAUCCUGGAGAACUUCAGCGUGGCCACGGAGGAGAGCGCCGACCCGCUGAGCGAGGACGACUUCGAGACCUUCUACGAGAUCUGGGAGAAGUUCGACCCCGACGCCACGCAGUUCAUCGAGUACAGCAAGCUGGCGGAUUUCGCCGACGCCCUGGAGCACCCGCUGCGCGUCCCCAAGCCCAACACCAUCGAACUCAUCGCCAUGGACCUGCCGAUGGUGAGCGGGGACAGGAUCCACUGCUUGGACAUCCUGUUUGCCUUCACCAAACGCGUGCUGGGGGACAGCGGGGAGCUGGACAUCCUGAGGCAGCAGAUGGAGGAGAGGUUCGUGGCUUCCAACCCUUCCAAAGUGUCUUAUGAGCCCAUCACCACCACGCUGCGGCGCAAGCAGGAGGAGGUGUCGGCCGUGGUGAUCCAGAGGGCCUACAGGGCUCGUUUGGCGCGACGAGGAUUCAUCAGCCGGAGACCCGCCGCCUCCAAACUGGAAAACGGGGGAGCAAACCGGGAGAAAAAGGAAGGAACCCCGUCCACGGCGUCGCUGCCCUCCUACGACAGCGUCACCAAACCCGAGAAGGAGAAACAGCAGCGGGCGGAGGAAGGGAGGAGAGAAAAGGCAAAGAGACAAAAAGACAGGGAACACAAGUGUUGAGACACACACAAAAAAAAAAUAAAAAAACCCACGUAAAUACACACAUACACACAGAGAGGAGGAGAAAAAAAAAAUAGAUUAAAAAAGAAAAAAAAAAAUUUUAAAAAAUAAUUUAAUUUAAAAAAAAAGAAAAUAGUAGAAUUGUAUGAAUUAAAGUAUUUGCAAGCGAAAAAAAAGAAAACGACAAAAAAAUUGUUUACAAACUUCUUGAAAUAUAUCAAUACAGAAGAGCUGUGGAGACACUUACCUGAAGAUCUUAUACCAAACAUAGUCUGCUUACUGUGUGACAGCGUUGCAUCUAAAAGCAGUGACCCACCACCUGUUUAAAGGACCCUGUAAACAAACAUUUAAACACAAAAAAAAAUAACAAAAAAAAAAAAGGAAAAAACACAAAAAAAAAAA
Messenger RNA from Parus major (Great Tit), 5907 nucleotides. It is a transcript of the gene SCN8A, whose product is annotated as sodium voltage-gated channel alpha subunit 8. Gene Ontology annotation, molecular function: protein binding; voltage-gated sodium channel activity. The transcript has 21 exons. The record is from RefSeq and is a predicted model, not a curated record. Gene Ontology annotation, cellular component: voltage-gated sodium channel complex; axon; plasma membrane. Bases 136 to 5505 code for a protein of 1789 amino acids. Gene Ontology annotation, biological process: neuronal action potential; sodium ion transmembrane transport; membrane depolarization during action potential. NCBI's taxonomy places the organism in Eukaryota, Metazoa, Chordata, Aves, Passeriformes, Paridae.